Messenger RNA from Drosophila mojavensis, 461 nucleotides. RefSeq lists its product as uncharacterized. Lineage: Eukaryota; Metazoa; Arthropoda; Insecta; Diptera; Drosophilidae. The record is from RefSeq and is a predicted model, not a curated record. Bases 50 to 430 code for a protein of 126 amino acids. The transcript is spliced from 3 exons.
AAGAGUUCGGUUCGAUCUCCGAUCUGUGUAGUUUUUACUGUUAUUUGUCAUGAAUUAUUCCAUUGUACUGAUAAUUAGCUGUCUGCUGCUGUGGAGCAAUGUUCGAGCUGCGUUCAAGGACUUUGUUGUGGAGCCAGGAGAUGAACAGUUUGAGUCCAAUAAUGAUUUUAGCCUGGGCUGCGCUGCCGAGGAGUCUGAGCACUUGAUAUCCUUUCAGGAUGUGGAACAGGAUGGCGUUAUAGAUACACAGCUGCUGAUCUCAGCGCUCGUGCAGCAUGCUCAACGUCUGGGCAUGAGCCUGGACCAAUUGGCAAAUCAAGCACAAACAAUUGAAUCAGAUGAUUUACUGGAAGCGGAACUUGGCUGCGGCUCAACCGAGUCGCUCAGCUAUCAUGAGCAGCCCAGCUGGUAUGAUGUGUUUUUCAGCUGAUUCUCAAGAGCUGCUCGAAACUGAUCUCCAA